Molecule: messenger RNA, 864 nt
Organism: Manihot esculenta (cassava)
Lineage: Eukaryota; Viridiplantae; Streptophyta; Magnoliopsida; Malpighiales; Euphorbiaceae
Product: 60S ribosomal protein L24
Exons: 5
Coding region: 152-646 (164 amino acids)
Biological process (GO): cytoplasmic translation
Cellular component (GO): cytosolic large ribosomal subunit
Molecular function (GO): structural constituent of ribosome; mRNA binding
Source: RefSeq, a predicted model, not a curated record
UAGAAUACAGUCCGCAUGCUAAAACGACACCCUUUUAGCCCAUUGCUCCUGUCCUUUUGGGGUUUUCCCUAGCUUAAAUUGAACUGAUGAUUUAGGGUUUCUCAGACUUUGAGCACAAGCAGAGGGGCCGCGCCAUCAUCCGCCUCUUACCAUGGUUCUCAAGACUGAGCUUUGCCGCUUCAGCGGUGCCAAGAUUUACCCUGGCAAGGGUAUCAGAUUUGUUCGAUCUGAUUCUCAGGUUUUCCUUUUCGCCAAUUCAAAAUGCAAGAGGUACUUCCACAACCGCCUAAAGCCUUCAAAGCUUACCUGGACAGCCAUGUACAGGAAACAACACAAGAAGGACAUUGCAGCUGAGGCAGUUAAGAAGAAGCGCAGGACCACCAAGAAACCAUAUUCAAGGUCUAUAGUUGGUGCCACCUUGGAGGUCAUACAGAAGAGGAGGACUGAGAAGCCAGAGGUCCGAGAUGCUGCUCGGGAAGCUGCAUUACGUGAAAUCAAGGAGAGGAUCAAGAAAACUAAAGAUGAGAAAAAGGCAAAGAAAGCUGAGUUGAUGGCCAAAACACAAAAAACACAGGGCAAGGGCAAUGUGCCUAAGGGUGCUGCACCAAAGGGCCCCAAGCUUGGUGGUGGUGGUGGAAAGCGAUGAUUUUGUCAAAUCUGUUCAUUUCAUAUCUAUGAAGUAGCAUAAGCAGUUGAAAAUUUUCUGUUUCCAUUAUUUUCCUGUGUGGAUACUUUUAUCUUUGAGCAUUGUUGGCCAACCUUUUAGGGAUUUUCCUGUUUAUCUUUGAGCAUUGUUCUAUUUACUAAAAGGUUUUCCAAGGCAUUCUCUGUUGACUAAUAGCAUAGUCAUUUGUUCUGCAUCAA